Messenger RNA from Peromyscus californicus insignis, 2227 nucleotides. RefSeq names its product dehydrogenase/reductase SDR family member 4. Bases 776 to 1801 code for a protein of 341 amino acids. The record is from RefSeq and is a predicted model, not a curated record. Gene Ontology annotation, cellular component: peroxisome. The transcript is spliced from 8 exons. Lineage: Eukaryota; Metazoa; Chordata; Mammalia; Rodentia; Cricetidae. Gene Ontology annotation, biological process: retinal metabolic process. Gene Ontology annotation, molecular function: carbonyl reductase (NADPH) activity.
UCCUGGGAGAGACUCUCCAGCCUCAGGGCAGAUCAAGGUGGCAUCUCUCCAGAUAUGCAGAGCAGGGCAUUGCUCUUGGUCUCUACUUAUAUACUGCCCAGUGGGCGUAAGGAUCCUAGGACUUUCUGGUUAUCGUGAGUGAGUGAUGUCAGUGGGUUCUGGUUAUCAGGUGCAGCCUUGGGUGAAGUGGAGCUCCUAACUAAGCUAUUUUUACAAGUGCAAAGGCUUAUUUUUCUUUUCACUAUGCUCAUUACAGUGUGCUUAUAGGGGUGGGGGCGUAGAGGUUUGCAUAUAUGUGCAUGUAGACACCAGAGGUCCACCACAUAGAGGGCUUUCUAUCACUCUCCAUCUUACCUUUUUCUCGAAACAGGGUCCUGCACUGGGACUGGCGCUCACAGAUUUAACAAGAGCAGCCAACCAGAAGCCUCAGCAAUCAGCCCUGUCUGUCUCCCCAAAGCUAGGAUUACAGCAGUUAGCUGACACACCCUUUUUAUCUUGAUACUGAGGAUCCAAACUCAGGCCCGAGUGCUUGUUCAGGGAGCACUUUACCAAAUGAGUUAUCUCCGCAGAUAUAUUAUAUAUAAUACAAUACAUCAAAGCAUCCUCUACCAAAGCUCGCCCACCACCCCCUGCCCAAAAAUGGUGUGCCGGCAGAUGUGUGAGGAGCAGCUGGGGCACAGAAACGCCUGAGGGUUCCUCCUGGGAGGAGCUGUGGGCUGGCCCAUAGGAAACUUGGACUGAGAACUUGUGUGAGUUCCAAGUGGGCCAGAGGGUAAUGAUCGACCAGGCGCGGGUGCCUGCAGGGAGCGCUCACAGCUGCAGCAGCUCCCUUUGCCCCAGGCCCUUGCGAAACAAAAGUCCUGUAAGUUGGGGCAGGCAGUCGGGGGAGGCAGGACGCUCUAGACCGCCCUCCCGCCCUUUAAUCCGUCCCGCCCCCAGCAGAGUUCAACCCAGCCCCACUAUGCAGAAAGCGGGACUGCUGCUAGGUGGCUGGACUCGAGCGUGGAGGUGGGUGAGAAUGGCCAGCUCCGGAGUGACUCGCCAAAACCCACUCGCAAAUAAGGUGGCCCUGGUCACUGCCUCCACCGACGGGAUUGGCUUCGCCAUCGCCCGACGUCUGGCUGAGGAUGGGGCCCACGUGGUCAUCAGCAGCCGCAAACAGGAGAAUGUGGACCGUGCUGUGGCAACGCUGCGGGGAGAGGGGCUGAGUGUGACUGGCAUCGUGUGCCACGUGGGGAAGCCAGAGGAUCGAGAAAAGCUGGUAGCCACGGCUGUGAAGCUUCACCAAGGGGUUGAUAUCCUGGUCUCCAAUGCCGCUGUCAACCCUUUCUUUGGAAGCCUAAUGGAUGUCACAGAGGAGGUGUGGGACAAGGUUCUGAGCAUUAAUGUGACGGCUACGGCCAUGUUGAUAAAAGCGGUGGUGCCAGAAAUGGAGAAACGAGGAGGCGGCUCGGUGGUGAUCGUGGGUUCCGUAGCCGGCUUCACUCCAUUCCCUGCUCUGGGCCCUUACAAUGUCAGUAAAACAGCUUUGCUGGGUCUUACUAAGAACUUCGCCUCAGAGCUGGCCUCAAAGAACAUUAGAGUGAACUGCUUGGCGCCUGGACUCAUCAAGACUCGUUUCAGCAGUGUGUUAUGGAAGGACACAUCAAAAGAGGACAUCAUAAAAGAUAGCAUGAAAAUUAACAGGCUAGGCAAACCAGAGGAUUGUGCUGGCAUAGUUUCUUUCUUGUGCUCUGAAAAUGCCAGUUACAUCAAUGGCGAGACGGUAGUGGUUGGAGGAGGCACCCCUUCUCGCCUCUGAGGACCACCUCUAAGGACCGAGAGACAGCCUACCAGGGCUAACUCCAGCUGGUGUGUGUGGGAAGGGUGCAAUCCACCUUGUCUCUGUGGCCCUUCCUUGCCGCUGAUUUUGUUCACCCCACAAAAUCAGCUCUACCCGGUAAUAAAUCCCUGCUUUCUCUGUGGUCAAAGUGUGGUCAGAUGAGCAUCUCUGCUGUUGCUAUGGCCUUGUAAAAAGGCUUGGGGGGUGAGGGGGGGGGUGGAAAGGACUUUCUGAGAAGACUGUAGCUACCUUGAUGAAGAGCAAGUCCCCCUUACCCGCCCCCUCCCCGGUCUCUGGAGAAUUUGAGGGGAGAGAGAAGGGACCUGGAGUGAAAGGAACAGAAAUGAAAAUUAACAAUUUACAAAUAAGGUACAAAUAAAACGAAGAUGAUCGCGUUGCUCUGAA